Molecule: messenger RNA, 549 nt
Organism: Anisakis simplex (herring worm)
Lineage: Eukaryota; Metazoa; Nematoda; Chromadorea; Rhabditida; Anisakidae
Source: the annotation of a GenBank genome assembly
GAAUGGCCAUGCUGGAAAUGUGCAUUAAUUAUCGCUAUAGUUGACACACAACUGGCUGUGUCAUUGCUACUCAUCGAUAUUUUCACCAAUCACAUUUCAAAUACCAAAUUUGCGGUCGGUACUUCCAUAUUAUUGUUUGUGAACGCACUUCUUGCCUUCAUCUCUGCAAGGUUACCAUUUCUUCAAUGCAAAUUCCGUUCCAUUAUUAUUCAGAGAAUAGAUAAAUUGUCUCAAAUAUUAUUAAUGUUGUUCUCGUUGUUGGCAUUAUUGAUGAGUAUUAUAAUGUGUAUCGAAAGUGCAUUUAUAAUCAAUUUUUAUUGUUCCAUUAACGAUAGCAACAACUACUAUUUGCAAUAUUGCUUUAAUGAUAAAAUUAUCAUUCAUGUUCUUCUUUUAUCGAUGGCGCUUAUCCAAUUCACAGUCACCUUAAUAACAAUGUUAAUGUGCUAUCGUUCGCUGCAUAAAGCUUAUGCCGUUUAUAAAGCCUCAUCACCGUACAGCACAUUGAUCGAAGGUAAUCUGGAGCUGUUCCGUCGACAUGCAAUGUGA